This is a messenger RNA of Glossina fuscipes, 4391 nucleotides long. RefSeq names its product protein hu-li tai shao (gene hts). Bases 189 to 4055 code for a protein of 1288 amino acids. The record is from RefSeq and is a predicted model, not a curated record. Gene Ontology annotation, molecular function: actin filament binding. The transcript is spliced from 9 exons. Lineage: Eukaryota; Metazoa; Arthropoda; Insecta; Diptera; Glossinidae. Gene Ontology annotation, cellular component: cytoskeleton; plasma membrane; postsynaptic density.
UUUUUGUCAACAAAGUAAUCUCUAAAUUUCCCCGCAUAAUUCAUUUUAAUUAAUUGAAAAGCAAAAGUAACACAAACGACAAAAAACGAAGGAGCUCUAAUAUAUUGACAAAAAUUAAAAGGAAAAAGAAAAAACAAAAAAAAAAAAACCAAAACAAAAAAAAAAGAAAAAAAAUACUUAAGAAAAGUAUGACUGAAGUCGAGCAACCACCACAGAACGGCAUUGAUUUGUCAGCGGCCGAGGAUGAUGAUAGCAGUAAAGCUCGUCCAGCAGAUAUCGAACAGGAUAUGCGCGAGAUGGAAAGACGUAAACGUGUUGAAGCUAUAAUGAGUUCGAAACUCUUUCGGGAAGAGUUGGAACGUAUUGUGGAUUCGGCACGUGAUGGAGCCACGGGCAUAUUGCAGCAACUAUCCGAUAUUGUAGGCGUACCGGUAUCGCGUGUGGGCAGCAUGUUUAAAGCAUCCAGCUGCAUGAUGCCCAUAAACGAUAUACGGGGCGUUGAAUCUAUGGGCUAUGCUAAAGGAGAAAAGAUAUUGCGUUGCAAAUUGGCUGCGACUUUUCGCCUUUUGGAUUUAUACGGAUGGACGCAGGGUUUAGGUGCUCAGAUCACAGCACGCCUUAAAGUCGAUCAGGAAUAUUUUCUGGUCAAUCCUUAUGGCUUGCUCUAUCAUGAGAUAACUGCCUCGGCCUUGAAUAAAGUUGAUAUGCAAGGUCAUAUUGUGGAACAAGGCACUACCAAUUUUGGUGUCAAUAAAAGUCAAUUCGUCCUCCACUCAGUGGUGCAUGCUGCCCGACCGGACAUACGUUGUGCUAUUUAUAUUGGCUGCAGUCCUGUUGUAGCUAUCUCAUCCAUUAAAGCUGGUCUACUGCCUUUAACUAAGGACGCUUGCGUAUUAGGUGAAGUAACAACGUUUUCUUAUACCGGUUCUCUUUACGAUGAGGAAGAACGCAAUAGAUUGGUCCGCAAUUUGGGUCCCAACUCAAAGGUCAUGCUGUUGACCAAUUAUGGUGCCUUAUGUUGUGGUGAAACCAUUGAAGAAGCAUUCUUCGCUGCCUGUCAUAUAGUCCAGGCUUGUGAAACUCAAUUAAAACUGCUGCCUAUUGGUUUAGAUAAUUUAGUCUUGAUUCCCGAAGAAUCACGUAAAGUUAUUUAUGAACACUCUCGUCGUCCGCCCGAGGAUUUAGAAAAGAAAUUUGCUGCCACUGCCACAGUUAGUGAAACAACUAAAACCGUUGACGAUGAAACAGCGGAGAAGGAAGGUGGAGGCAAUAUUGUCACGAUUACUAAAACCUCAGUGUCUCCGAAAUGGCGUGUGGGUGGUGCCGAAUUUGAGGCUUUAAUGCGUAUGCUAGACAAUGCUGGUUUUCGCACUGGUUACAUAUAUCGCCAUCCAUUGGUCAAAAGUGAACCGCCUAAGCCCAAAAGUGAUGUUGAAUUACCACCGGCGGUAUCAUCCUUAGGUUAUCUGUUAGAGGAAGAGGAACUUUUUCGACAAGGCAUUUGGAAGAAGGGUGAUUUACGUAAAGGCGGCGAUCGCAGUCGUUGGCUAAAUUCGCCGAAUGUCUAUCAAAAAGUGGAGGUCUUGGAGACAGGCACUCCCGACCCCAAGAAGAUUACUAAGUGGGUAGCAGAAGGUUCUCCCACACAUUCAACACCCGUACGUAUUGAGGAUCCUUUGCAAUUUGUGCCUCCUAACACAAAUCCCAAGGAAUUUAAGAGAGUUCAACAACAGAUCAAAGAGAAUCGACGUGCUGAUAAAAUAUCGGCUGGUCCUCAAUCACAUAUACUGGAGGGCGUUACUUGGGAUGAGGCCAAUCGUAUUAAGGAUGCUACCGUUAGUUCGGCCGGUGAUCAUGUAGUGUUGGUAGGUGCUGCUUCUAAGGGUAUAAUACAACGCGGCUAUCAGCAUAACGCUACCGUUUAUAAGGCACCAUACGCCAAGAAUCCUUUUGAUAAUGUAACAGACGAUGAAUUGAACGAAUAUAAACGGACUGUUGAACGUAAAAAGAAAAGUAUUCAUGGUGAAUAUACUGAUACAGAUUUUUCAGAAUCUGAGGCUCUAAGUUCACAGCAAACUUCAGGCGCACAACAACAUAUUAAAGAAACUACCACCACCACAACAACAACAACUGCCGCUGUUAGUCAAUCAGAGCCAGAAGAUGUUUCAGAACAUCAUGUCAUGAGGAUAGAAACCCAACAAGCUCCUAUACCAAGUCAACCUGAGGUAGUUUUGAGUGAUGAAAUCAAAAUCGAAACAAUGCAUCAUUUUCAACACACUCUUGACAUUUUCCACACAUCUGCUAACAAUUAUCUUUCGAAUAGCCUCACGAAAUUAACUCAAAAAUAUUCAUUUCUUUAUAAAACUCAAUGGUCAUCAUCUAUGCAUUUAAUGCAAAAAUCUAUUCAUUUAUUUAUGAUAUAUAAAAUUGAAAUCUAUCCUCACUACACAUAUCCCAUUAUUACGAAGAAGAUAAUGUGCGACGAGUCAAAAGAGACCUUCGACAUGACAAAUGCCGAAAAUUGUUGCGCACAUAGUUCGAAUGCAGAUUUAUGUUCGUCGCCUCCCUAUCGUACUCUAUCGCAUUAUGGCUUCAAUUAUCCGAUUACAUAUAGGCCGUCACUUACAUUACAACCUGUCUGCUUAUUAACACCGAUCGAAUUGCAAAGACAAAAAAUUAUAGCAUUCAUCAAGCGUUUAAAUUUCGUAGACAAUCAGGCUGUAGUGUUGGAUCAUAAAAAGACGGGAGAGAAGAUAAUCGGUAAAUGUAAACCAAUAAAUGAAUCGUUUGAUUUAGAAACUUUACGAAAGACUGGCUCGUUCGUGUCUAUUAAAGAAGUACAGUUAUUUAACAAAUCAGCCGAAGAAAAUGAAAAUUUAAAACGAUCCUCUCACUUUCAAGGAUCACACAAAGGAUCAGAAUUGAAUUCGGAACAUUGUUCUUCUUUACUUUCCAUAAGUGGUACUUAUCGAACAAAUUCUCAAACGCAUUCUAUUAUUGAAAUCGAUCAAGAUGAAACGGAAAACUGCAUUUCUACUGAGCAUUAUUCAAAUGAAAAUCUUCUUUGCAAGCAUUAUUUGACUAAGCAAUCGAGAAAUACUACGAGCAGAAAACCCGUGAAAAAUCUUAAAGGGAGGAAAGGAUCAGAGUCAGAGAUAUUAGGGGACGGAUACCAUAAUCAUGUUCGCAAACCCGAAGCUGAGGCCGAGCCAGAAAUGUUAGAAGACGAGUAUCAUGAUCCUCAUAAACCCGAAGCUGAGCAACGGGUUAAAAAUUUACAUUGCCAUUAUAAAGAGGAUAACGACAACAGCGAAUUAACUAAUAAUAAGCAUAUCACACUCACACUGAAUACGUUGAAACGGCGAGCAAUUGCUUUAAAUAAUAAGAACAAACCAUGUUUAGAACUAAAUAAAAAAACACCGCAGAGGAAUGCCGAAGCUUACACCUCUUGUGUAUCCUCAAAUGAUUCGUCAUCUUCGGCGGCAAUAGAAAUUCACAUAAAUGUUACCGUACGUAAUAGUGAGUGCGUGAAAAGUCUACGAAUUCAUGAGCGAGAAUUUAAAGCAAAAUUGGAAAAAGUGAUUGAUGAUGAAAUUCAUUUAAUUGUACAAGAAUUAGAAAAUCAAGAUCCUGACAAUGAUGCCGAUAAGGAAGAAGAUGAGAAAUCACGUUUAUAUGAAAACACUUUAAAUUUUCCAUCACGACGUUUGUCAGCGCCCGAAUCGAUCAGCGUAUCGGAUCGUAAGGCUAACCCUACUGAAACCGAUCAUCAUAUGCCUCAUAUUUGUGGAAAUUCUUCAAUCUCCUCACCUCUAUGUAUUAAUACGAAGUUUGAUUCUCAGGCAAAUUUAUUUUCUUUGCAUAGUUUACGCUAUCGUCACACCUUAGCUGAGUUAGAACAUGAGUUAGAAACGCUACUUAACGGUAUUAUACAAAAUAUGUGUGAAUGUAAAAAGAAAGUAACACAAAUUUCUGAAGAUAUUCGUACUAGCAGUCUUCAUGUAGGACCUCUAAUGAAAUAUGAUCAACAAAAAUCGUUUGACGUUUUUAAGUAAGAUUUUUAAAUGAAAUUUCAUUUCCCUUCAAUGAUUUUAAGGGGAUUCGCGAAAGGUUUUCAAAAACAAAAAUGAAUUGUUUUUUUUUUUUUAUUUCCUUUAUUUUUAAAUUAAGUAUAGUUUGACUUUUUUUAAAUAUUAAUUUCUUAAAAAAGCUAAGAAUAACAGUUAGGUUUUUUUUCCACCCUUCUCUUUGAUUUGAAAACUAAUAUCAACAAAAACAUAGAAUUGUAAGUUAUUUUCUUUAAAAUUAAUUAUCUUUACAUAGAUAUAAAUGAAGUUUGAUGACAUAUCGCGCGUAGACUUUGUUAAUACAUUUUUUUUUAUUUUUUUAUU